Molecule: messenger RNA, 1508 nt
Organism: Paramecium sonneborni
Lineage: Eukaryota; Ciliophora; Oligohymenophorea; Peniculida; Parameciidae
Source: the annotation of a GenBank genome assembly
AUGAAUUAAUAAUAAUCUCAGAGUUCAAGUCCAAGGAGAAAUAAUUCAGAGUUCAGUAUUGAGGCACAUCAAGUAGAAUCUGAAUCAUCUUUGAAUUUAUAAAUUGCCUAUAGUUGGCUAACAGCAGUAAGAGCUAUUUUAAUUAGGCUCUUUUGAUAGUUAUAUUGUUUAAUUGUUUCUUAACAUUGUUACUUUCAUCCUUCACAUUUCAUUUAAGUUUUAGAAUUCCGAUUCUAUUUGUAAGUAUCGGACAUCUAUUGUAUUUGAUUAAAAUUUGCAUCUCUUAUAAUAAGAUGUAAAAUAAUAUAUGUAAUAUAUAGAGCUAAAAACAAUCAUCAGUGCUGCUUCGAGUUAAUUUGGGGUAUUGGAUUAAUUUCUUAUUAUGUAUGUUUGAUUAAUAAGAUCAGAGUUGCUUGAUUUAUUUUGUUGAUAACAAUGACUUUUAAAUGCAAUAUUUGGCUAUGGUUUUGGAAGUUUACACAAUAAUUUGGGUGAUGCAUUCUAUAUUGUAAUUACAUAGGAACAAAACUUAGAUAUAUUAAUUGAAAUUGGUAUCUAUGUAAAUGAAGAAAAUAGAUUGUAGUAUUGAUACGGUUUUGUUUUGUUACUUAAUUGAUGUUCAUAAAUUUGAAACUGAUAGAUUGGUUGUCUAUUAAAUGGAUAUACACAUUUUCAAUAUUUUGGUUAUUUUUAUUGAUAUCUAUUCUAUUAUAAUUAGUAUGUCUCUUGAAAUUGCCAAUGCUAAUAAAUAAAUAUUUACAUAGCAGGAUAGACUAAAAGGGAAUAUUGAUGAUUCACAUAAUUGGUAUGAUUUGGGCCAAUUUGUUUUUAUUUAGUUUUUGUGGUGUUCCUGUAUAUGCAUUAUUGAAGAUGAGUUUGAGUUUGGAAUAAAAUAUAGAAUAUAACUACAUUUUGGCAAUAAUUUGUAAUGUGUUUUAGACUUUAAUAUUUAUGGUAUACACGAUAUAUCAUAAAGAUAUAUUAUCAGCAUUUAUGAUAGGUGUAUUACACAUAUAAAGUUAAGAAUAAAUAGAAAGAGAACCUGAGAUAAUAAAUUUUCCAAGUUGUAGAAAUAAUAAGAAAUUUGUCUAUAAUUUUAGAGAUAACAUUUUGAAUGAUUUUCCAAAAUAACUCAUAAAGAUCUCGAGUACUUAUUAUCUUCCUGAAGAAUAAAGAAAUCAAACAGAGAUAAAUUCAGCUGGUUUUAAUAAUAAAUCUCCAACUUUAACAGAAAUAGCUUAACAUGAUGGAAUGAUGAAAUAGUGUUUUAAUUGUUUUCAUUAACAAAGUUGUACAGUAUACAUUCCAUGUGGUCAUGGAGGUGUAUGUUAAAAAUGUGCAUUAGAUUGGAAUUAGGAAAGAAAAGAAUGUUUGAUAUGUAGAAGUGUAAGAUUAAUUAUUAUCUUUAGCAUACAUAAGCUAUAUUAAAAGUUGUUUACGCAAAUGAUCAGAGAGUAAAAGUUGUCGAUAUAAUUGCAUUAAAUUGAUUUGUUUCUCAAUAAUUAAUU